Molecule: messenger RNA, 2872 nt
Organism: Paramecium pentaurelia
Lineage: Eukaryota; Ciliophora; Oligohymenophorea; Peniculida; Parameciidae
Source: the annotation of a GenBank genome assembly
AUGUUUAGCAAUCAAUUAUUUAAGUAUAGAAGGUUAUACCAAUAAUCAUUUAAGUUAAAAUCACAACAUGAAAUUCAAGAAUUUCAGAUUACAGCUAAAUUGUAUGAACAUUAAUCAGCUGCUUAAAUACUUCAUUUUGAGGCUUAAGAUAAAAAUUAAACAUUUGCAACAAUUUUCAGAUCUGAACCUACAAAUAGUCAAGGAACUCCACAUAUUUUGGAACAUUUAAUUUGUUGUGGAAGUGAAAAGUAUCCAGUUAGAGAUCCAUUUAUGGCUAUGAUAAAGCGUAGCAUAAAUACUUAUUUGAAUGCAUGGACAGGUCCUGAUUAUAUUUGUUUUCCACUUGCAUCAUUAAAUAAAAAGGAUUUUGAAAAUCUAUAAAGUGUUAUAUUGGAUUUAGUUUUUAAGCCUACAUUAAAUGAAUUAGAUUUUAGAUAAGAAGGAUCAAGACUUGAUUUUGAUAAAGGAAAAUUAGUAUAUAAAGGAAUUGUUUAUAAUGAAAUGAAAGGGGCUAUGUAAAACCCAGAAAGUGUAUUUUGGUAAGAAAUGUAAACUUACUUAUUAAACAACACAAUUUAUCAACAUAACUUUGGUGGAGAUCCUAAAGCUAUACCUAGUCUUACUCAUUAAGCUUUGUUAGAAUAUUAUAAAUAAACCUUUCAUCCUAGUAAAGCAGUAUUUUAUUCUUAUGGAAGUGAUCAACCUAAUUUUGAUUUAAUAAAUCAAUAUCUCUAAGUAUAAAAACUAAAUUAAUAACAAUAAUCUCAACAAGAACUUAAACCUUUAACACCUCCAGAUAUCAUUUCAUUGCCAUAUUAAGAUGGAGAUAAAUAAUGUUUCCUUGCUUUUUAAACAAUUAUUAAGGAUGUUGAUUAUGUUUAAUAAUUGGCAAUGAGCAUUAUUUCUCAUGUACUUUUUGAUACAUAAAAUGGAUUAUUAUAUUCAUUAAUAGAAGAAGGACUUGCAGAAUCCUUUAGUAGAAAUGUUGGGAUUGAGUAAUAUGGUGAUCAUCAUGUUUUCAGUAUUUCAUUUUAAGGAGUUGAGGAUGAUAGAAAAACUUUGAAUACAAUUUAAGAGAGGAUUAAAUAAAUAUUAGAAUAAUUAACUAAAGAAUUUCCUUAAGAUAAAGUGGAUGCUGCAUUACAUUAAAUUGAAGUUUAAUUCAAAAUGCCAACUUCAGAAAUGGGUUUGAAAUUAUUGAAGUUUUUAAUUAAUCCAAUCAUUAAUUAAAAAAACUAUAUUGAAUAUUUGGAAUUCAAUAAAAAUAUGGCAAGUUUAAAAUCUAAAAUUUCGUAAGGUUAUUUAUAACAAUUAAUUAAAGAUCAUUUUAUGAAUCCAUAUAUAUUAUUUGGUUAACCAGAUAAAAAAUUUUUGUAAAAUUUAAUAUAAAAUGAAAAUAAGUAAUUAGAAGAAAUUUAAAAAUCAAUUACACAAGAAGAAAUAGAUAAAAUAAUAAAAUUGAAUUAAGAUUUAGAUAAUAGAGAUGAAUCAGAUUUCUCUAUACUUCCUACAAUUGAAUUAUAAGAUAUUUCAGCAAAAGUUGAGAGAGUUUAAUUUAAUGAGGAUACUAUAAGAGGAGUCAAAGUAUAUGAGUCUAUUUAAAAAACUAAUGGUCUCAUAUUCUUUAAAUUCAAGUUUAAUUUAGGAGAAAUAUCUGAAGGCACUAGAUAAUACAUAGAUUUUUUUGUUUAAUUGUUUGGUAAAUUUGGAACUACAAAUUUCAAAUAUUCAGAGAUUAGUUAGAUGUUUAGUGAAUUUACUUUAGGAUUAGAAGUAUCAUAUGAUUCAGUUUAAAAAAAAGGAACAUAUUUGAUGUUUAGUAUAGCAUGCUUAAAUUAGAAUAUUUCAAAAACACUAGAAUUAUUAACAGAAUUAUUUUGCAACAUUAAAUUUAAAGAUAGAUCCCAUUUGGCAACAUUAUUAAGGAAUCACAAAGUAGCAUUGUAGAAUUAAAUAUUUGAUGAAUAAUUACAAUAUGCUGCUUAAUUAGCAACAUCUCAAAUUUCAGAAUAGUAUUAUUUAACUGAUACAAAUUUCAAUACAAAAUUUUAACUUUAAUAUGCUCAUCAUUAUUUAAAAGCUGACAAUCAAAGAAAAUCAAUGUAUGUUGAUGAUUUUGAAUUUCAAAUGACUGAUAUUUUAUAUACAAUUAUGAAUAAACAUAAAUUGGAAGUUAUUAUUCAUUAAGAUGGAUCAUCAAAUUACAUAUAAAGUUUAGAAUAAUUCAUAAAUUCUAUAAGACAUAAAUACCCAGGAUUUGAUAUGGAUCCAUAGCCAUAAUAUAUAGAAUAAUUUAAAGAAAAAUUUGGAAAUGUAGCUUCAUUAAUUCCAUCUUAAGUUAAUUGUUCAUCUAGAGCAUUUAAAAUACCUUAUUUUACUCAUGAAGAUACUCCUGCUAUUUAAGUAUUGGGAGAUUGUAUUUCAAAUAAUUAUUUACAUAGAGAAAUAAGAGAAAAAGGAGGUGCUUAUGGAUCAGGUUGCAGUGUAAGAUCUAUUAUGGGAACAUUUUGUCUUUGGAGUUACAGAGAUCCAAAUUUAAUAAAUACAUUUAAAAUUUUUGAUAGUAUAUAAUUGGAUUUAGAUGAGUAAAAAUUGAAAGAAGCUAAAUUAACAGUAUUUUAAAGAUUAGAUUAACCAAUAGAACCUUAGAAUAAGGGAUUAGAUUACAUUAUUACUGGAUUAAAUCAUGAUUAAGUGGAUGAAAUGAGGGAGAGAGUAAUUUCAGUUUCAAUUUCUCAGGUGAGGGAUGCUUUUGAUUAAUAUCUUAAAUCUUAACCUUAUAGUUAAGGAAGUAUGGUAUCAGAAGAACAUUAAGAUAUAGAAGAGUUAAAGAAUUUAGGAUGGUAAAUAAAUAAAUUAAGUAUUGAUUGAU